Molecule: messenger RNA, 872 nt
Organism: Manihot esculenta (cassava)
Lineage: Eukaryota; Viridiplantae; Streptophyta; Magnoliopsida; Malpighiales; Euphorbiaceae
Product: coiled-coil domain-containing protein 12
Exons: 5
Coding region: 182-613 (143 amino acids)
Cellular component (GO): U2-type spliceosomal complex; post-mRNA release spliceosomal complex
Source: RefSeq, a predicted model, not a curated record
UUCCGGUUCACGGUCCGAACCGGACCGUGGCCGGGUUCUAUUACUGUCACUAACCCCUCACGGAUUAGCCCAGCACCAUCGCCAAUUUGUUUCCGACGUCUGAGAGCUUCUCUAAUCUUCCUUGCCGCCGAUUGCCUCAUUUCCUAAGAAUUGGGUUUCUUAUUGUGUUGUAGCCAAAGCAAUGGCUACUGAAGAAGACUCCAUCGAACAAGCGGCUGUUGCACGUCGAGAGAGAUUGAGGGCUCUGAAAGCUGCCCAGGAACUCAUGGAGACUCCAGAUGAUGACACUCAAACUGCCAAAGAUGAUAAUCCAAGCAUGAAAUUUCGAAAUUAUGUCCCUCAAGAUAAGGAGCUUCAGGAGAGUAAGCUUGCUCCACCAGUGCUACCAAAGUUUGAAGAUCCUGUUGCAGCUGUACCUCCACCACCAGAGAAGGAAGAGGAUCCAUUUCUUAAUAUUGCUCCAAAGAAGCCAAAUUGGGACCUGCGAAGGGAUGUGCAAAAAAAGCUUGAUAAGCUUGAAAGACGCACACAAAAGGCAAUUUAUAAACUUAUGGAGGAACAAGAAAAAGAAAAGCUGAUUGGUGAAGAGGGCGGAUCAGCUGAGGAACAAUAGAAUUGUAGUUUAUUGGGCUACAUCUGGUGAAAAGAGCAAACAGCUGAUGAUUAGUGUUAAUUGAACCCUUUUAAUCACCCAUCAAGAACAGAAUCGUAGUUUGUUGGCCUACCCAGAAGCUAUAGCUUAGUGAAGAGAACCAAUUUGUUUGAUCAGAAUUCAAACAAAAUUUUAAAUUUUGUUUCUUUGUACCUAAUAUGCAAUACAUGAAACAUGUUGUAAUUUCAAUAGGCUAAACGCGCAAACUAAUGUUUCAUUU